Salvia splendens (bonfire salvia) is the source of this 1376-nucleotide messenger RNA. Its product is annotated as NDR1/HIN1-like protein 13. Bases 1 to 1125 code for a protein of 374 amino acids. Gene Ontology annotation, cellular component: plasma membrane. Lineage: Eukaryota; Viridiplantae; Streptophyta; Magnoliopsida; Lamiales; Lamiaceae. Gene Ontology annotation, biological process: defense response to other organism. The record is from RefSeq and is a predicted model, not a curated record. The transcript has 3 exons.
AUGGCAGACGUAGAAACUGUUGUUGGUGAAGACGUUACAUGUGCAUCCUUAUUGGAGAGCUUGCAGGAAGAUCCACCCCCUUCGCCUCAAGGCAAGGGCGUUUCUAACGCCCCGUGUGAAGGCAAGAAGAACUAUUCGCUGGAGGAGACGAAGUUAUUGGCAUGCAUCUACGCCAACAUCUCUGAGGAGCCGUUGGUUGGGAGCAUGCCAAGGAGAGGGGUUUCUUGGGGAAAGAUGGCGGAAAAUUACAACGCUGUGAAGCCAGAAUGGGCACUAGAGCCAGAUUCAGUGAGGCCGGGUGCAGAAAGACCUCUCUACAUUCACGGACCACGUCACCAAUCUGCACAAGGCACAAGCUGGGAUGAUAGUGUACCCCUCCACCAAGCCCACCGCCGCCGCGCCGCCCCUCCCCACCCCGCCUUCCAAAUUCCGGCACCCCUACCGCCCUACCCCCUCAUCCCGCCCCCAAAACAAAAAAAAAACCCCAAAUUCACCUGCCGCCGCUGCUGCUGCCACCUCUGCUUCUGGUCAACCCUCCUCCUGACCCUGACCCUCCUCGCCGCCGCCAUCGCCGCCGCCGCCUUCUACGCCCUCUACCACCCCCACCGCCCCCAAUUCUCCCUCACCUCCCUCAAAAUCUCCGCCUUCAACCUCUCCACCACCCCCGCCGACGACUCCACCCGCCUCACCGCCAAAAUCAACCUCACCCUCUCCGCCAAAAACCCCAACAAGAAAUUCCUCUUCUCCUACGCCCCUCUCUCCAUCUCCGUCCAAUCCAACUCCAUCACCCUCGCCAACAACACCUACCCCGCCUUCAACUCCUCCGCCUCCGCCAUCUCCCUCAUCCACACCGCCACCCCUCCCCGCACCCAGCUCCUCGACGCCGAUUCCUUAAAUUCCAUCAACUCGGAUCUCAAACGGGGCGGCCUCCCCAUCCGGAUUCUGCUCGAUACAACCGUAAGCGUCAAAAUGGAUAAGAUCAAGACGAAGAGGUUCGGGAUUAGAGUGACGUGUGGCGGGAUUGACGGAAUCGUGCCCAAGGGUAAAACCGUCAUUCCGGCCAAGACCACCGACGCUGAAUGCGAGGUUGAUCUCCGAAUCAAGAUCUUGAAAUGGACAUUUUGAUUUUUUUUUAUUUAUUCUUUUAACUAAUCGCAUUUUAUUUAUUUUUAAAUGUGGAUCGGUGCCUCUUUUUUAUUUUUUAAUACUUUUGAUUUAUAUUUUAUGGUACUUAUUUUUUUGGGAAUACAAUGCGGAUUUUGGGGGUUUACUUUUGUUAUUAGUGGGGAGUAAAGGGAUCUAUCGGUAUGUAAUUCUUUUUAAUGCAUUUUAUUUUACUACUAAUAGAUGAGAGUGGAUUUAUACGCUUCCAAUAA